AUGUGUAGAUCGACGGAUUUCGAGCGUUACGUUGAGAAAGAGAGCUUAAAGGUUAAAGCUUUCUUCGUCCGGUUCACGGAUUUAACCACCCGAGAAUUCUUACCCGAUUCUCUCACUCUCCUAUACCCACCGCGAAUCAACGAAGCUGCUUUCGAGCUCGAAGGGUCCAAGAUCCGACCCGAUUCCCCGGCGUUCGUGACGCUCCACAGGGUCGUCAAGGGAGAUGACGCGAUUUACGGGUCUAGGGAACGGGUUCGGGUCUGGGAAGGGAUCCGGUUCGAGGUGUACAUGAGUGAGGAGAGGGUCAUCAAAGGCAUUUUCAGAAAAGACGAAGGAGACAAGUGGAAACUCGAGUGCGAGUGUGAGAUGGAAGAGGAAGGAGCGGCUGAGGUAGUUGUAGCGGCGGAGGGACACGUCGCAACCUCGACAAUGGCGAGGAAACACAGACGGAGGAGGAAGCAAAGGAUGGGGUUUGAGUGUUUGGAGGAGAUACCGGAAGGGAGAGAGGAAGGGAGGGAAUCGGACGGCGGCGUGUGUUUUUGCACGUGCAGCGGCGGCGAAUCCGACGAAGGAGAGGGGGAGUGGGAGACGGUGGAAUGGACGGCUGAUAUGGAGUCAGAGAAGGAAGGAAUGGGGUGGGCCGUUGAUUUGGGGAUUUGGGUUAUGUGUUUGGGUGUGGGUUAUUUGGUGUCUAAAGCCUCUACCAAAACCUUGAGAAGUAGAAGAAGACGAAGAACAACAACUUUCUUUUAA
Thlaspi arvense is the source of this 753-nucleotide messenger RNA. NCBI's taxonomy places the organism in Eukaryota, Viridiplantae, Streptophyta, Magnoliopsida, Brassicales, Brassicaceae. The record is from the annotation of a GenBank genome assembly.